Messenger RNA from Photinus pyralis (common eastern firefly), 1343 nucleotides. RefSeq names its product PI-PLC X domain-containing protein 2. Gene Ontology annotation, biological process: lipid metabolic process. The transcript is spliced from 5 exons. The coding region runs from base 306 to 1280 and encodes 324 amino acids. Lineage: Eukaryota; Metazoa; Arthropoda; Insecta; Coleoptera; Lampyridae. The record is from RefSeq and is a predicted model, not a curated record. Gene Ontology annotation, molecular function: phosphoric diester hydrolase activity.
AAAUUAUACAAAGAAACUUGCACUACUCACAACUUUUCGAAAAAAUCAACUUACAAGUUCUGGUCUGGUGGAAGCAAAGUAUUUUAAACCAUUGGGAGAUUUUCUGGAGUGUGGAGUUGCAUAAACAUGACCGGUUGUGGUUCCAUGACUAAUUAAAAUGCCCAAUAAUUGCGUUUGCAUAAUUAGCCACAAAGAACAAUGGCAAGAAAAUCCGCUUUUACUAUUACAGAUAAAACGAUAAACGAAGCACUAGAGAUAAAGCACCUUUAUUGUGAUGUUAGUUAGUGUCCAAUCGAUCAAACGACAUGGCAAAAACGAACAUUAAUUUAGAAUAUUGGAUGUCAAAUCUGCCGGUGCAUUUAAGAACUUGGCCUUUAAUACGCCUAGCGAUUCCUGGGUCCCACGACAGUAUGACCGCGUCAAUAACGAAAUCGUCCAAAAUUGCGCCCGACGCCGAGUGCCUUCUACAGAAAUUACGCUUUUUGGGACCCCUGCUACGUUUGAUAAUGUCGCGUUGGUCGAAAACGCAAGAUUUGACCAUUGGCGAUCAGUUACGGUGCGGAAUACGGUAUUACGAUCUUCGUGUUGCUACAAGACGAAAUAAAACCUAUCCCUACUUCGUGCACGGGCUUUACGCGGACGAAAUUACGACUAUGGUGACGAGCGUGAGGGAGUUUAUCGACUCGCAUCCUCAUGAAGUCGUCAUUUUAGAUUUUCAACAUUUCUACGCAUUUGCCGAGGAAGAUCAUCAUAAUUUAAUUACGCUUCUUCUCACGGUCUUCAAGUCCAAGUUAUUGCCUUACACCAACGACAUGAAUCAUAUUACCUUAGAGUUUAUGACGGAGAGCAAUAAGUACCAGAUCAUACUGAUAUACCGUGCAAAUUACUCCCGCUUGAGUCAGCAGUACUUGUGGCCCAGUUUUACGUUUCCCACGCCGUGGCCGCAGACGAUAUCGCAAACCGACCUAUUCGACAAACUCAAUAGGGGUAUCGCGACGAGACUGCAGAGCUUCGCGUACGUUUCACAGUGUGUUCUGACGCCGACGAACGGCUUUGUGGCGAAGAAGUUGUGCUCUACCUUGAAAAAAACCUGCGUUGUACCAAUUCACGGCGCACGAAUCGAAUGGAUUCAACAGCAGAGGAUCGGAGAAGGGGGCGUUAAUAUUGUGAUAGGGGAUUUUGUAAAUUUGAAUGAUUUUGAAUUUCCUGCCGAAGUUGUGCAGUUAAAUCUGCAAGUUUUUCCAACUAAUGCUUCCAUUUUAACGCCUGUAGAUAAUUAAAAUUCCUAUUCCAUUACAGCUAUGCCUUAUAAUUACUUCAUCUAAUACAUAUUUUCAUUGUGA